AUGCUGCAUAAACGAAGAGUGGCUCGACUCCUCAACCUCGUCAUAGCCGCUUCAUUUUUGGGGAUAUUCUAUAUUUUCUUAAAGAAGCCAAGCACCGAUGUUGAUAGUGCCACGAAAUGGUCACAGCCACAAGUUGAUCCAACUUUAUUUCGAAUAGCUCAAGAACCAGUGAAAGCGAUAAAGAAUUUUAAGAACAAUUCGGUGAAGGAUCAAAUCGACAAUGAUCUGAAUUCGAGGAUUUCCUUUCAAGAAACGAAUGGCGUUGAAAGUCUUUCAGCAUGGAAAUUACACGAUAUUGCCUCAAAGGCGAAUAUUUCGGGCAGAGAAAUCGUGAAUUCCGUUGAUUUCCUCAAUGAGAACUUUCCCAUAUUGAACGACAAAUUUGGUCCUUUAGAAGCCGUUCAAUCAAUCAUCGUGAUUCAAGUUCAUAAUCGACUUGCUUACUUGAAAAUCCUCAUUGAUACUUUACGAAAAGCGACGGGUAUCGAGAAAACAUUGAUCAUUUUCUCGCAUGAUUUGGCUGUUCCCGAGAUCAAUGAAGCAAUUAAGAGUAUAGAUUUCGCUAGAGUACUUCAAAUCUUUUAUCCCUACAACACUCAACUAUUUCCACAUGUAUUCCCAGGACAACAUCCAGCCGAUUGCCCAGAAAAAAUUAAAAAAGACGGUGCUCGGGAGAAGGGUUGUCGAAAUUGGGAGACUCCAGACAAAUACGGGAAUUAUCGAGUGGCAAAAUUGACUCAAAUAAAGCACCAUUGGUGGUGGAAGAUGAAUUACGUUUUCGAUCGUGUCGUUGUACCUCAUAAACUCACAGAUAAAUGGGUUGUCCUAUUGGAAGAGGAUCACUAUGUUACUCCCGAUUUUCUUCACGUUCUUGAGUAUAUGUCCGGUCAAAAAGAAAACUUGUGUCCACAAUGUGAUAUUCUUUGCCUCGGAAUUUAUGUGAAAAACUACAAAAGUACAAUUCUGCAACCGGAUCUUCUUGGUGUUGCUCCUUGGUAUUCAAGCAAAUACAAUAUGGGGAUGACAAUUCAGAAGAAACUAUGGGAUGUUAUGAAAAAUUGUAGUGAAAUAUUUUGUACGUGGGAUGAUUACAAUUGGGAUUGGUCGAUGCUGCAAAUAAGUGUUCAGUGUUUACCGACACGGUGGAGAGUUCUCUACACAAAAGCGCCAAGGGUUUUGCAUAUUGGUGAUUGUGGAGUGCAUACGCAUAGAUGUAACUCGAAGAAUGGAGCUCAAAUAGCCGAUGAUUAUGUGGCGAAGCACUCGAAAGACUUCUUUCCAUCGACUAUGCGAGUGAACGAUGUGUCUCGUCGAAUGUUGAAGCCAUCAAAGGCGAAUGGUGGUUGGGGUGAUCGUCGAGAUCAUGAUCUUUGUCGGCGAAACACGUUCCCGUUGCAACGAUCCACAAAAUUUGAUCACGUUCUCCACGAGCUGUACAAUAGCACAAUACAAACAGCU
This is a messenger RNA of Mesorhabditis belari, 1458 nucleotides long. Lineage: Eukaryota; Metazoa; Nematoda; Chromadorea; Rhabditida; Rhabditidae. The record is from the annotation of a GenBank genome assembly.